Molecule: messenger RNA, 8780 nt
Organism: Octopus bimaculoides (California two-spot octopus)
Lineage: Eukaryota; Metazoa; Mollusca; Cephalopoda; Octopoda; Octopodidae
Source: RefSeq, a predicted model, not a curated record
AUAACUGUUGCUUCUGAUCGGAACAUACUGGGGAGGUUCCUCAAGGAUCUUCUCCAACGAAGAUAGAUGGAUUGGUAGAAUUAUUAAUGUGUAUUACAACCGUCAUUCGGAGUGGUUAUUUCAUUUCAUAAUUUCGAAUGAAAUGUCAAACUGCAUCCAAGCCAACAUUGUGUGAACAACAUUGGCUUUCAAAAAUCCGGAAGUAAACAACUAUUUGAAUUCGAAAUUCCGACCGGAAGUAGUACCGCAGUAACGAGAGGUAAACUUGAAUGUUAUAAAUAUGGACGAGCGUAGUCAGACUUGGUUCACGCUCUUAGAGGAAUCUUCAGAAUGGAAUGAGAAUAGCAAUGCCUCUCAAGGCACCACCAAUCUGGCAACAUCAACAUAUAUCGGCAGUACACAAAAGCCGAAAGAACUGCCUCAGCUCUCAAGAGUAUUAUUUAACAGUUACGGCCAGAUUCUCUCGCCAAUUAAAUCUACAAACCCUGAACCAGUUCAGACAUUUGAGAAAACUGGAAAUCUAACCCAAUACACAAUAGAAUCUACUGACGAAUCAACAAUUAAUACAUUAAAAUCAAAUGCAAACUCUAUUUUGCAGAAACCAACUGAAACAAGUAAUUCUUUGACACUUGACACGUCCAGACCACCAAAAUUCAAUAAGCAUCUUAAUGAGCAAAGCAACAAUAAUUGUUCCAAUAAUGUACUUGGAGCCACUGCAAAUGAUGUACGUCUGCAAGGCAGUGGCUCAAACCCUCUUACCAAAGAACCAAAAUCUUUACAAUUUCCGUAUCCUAGUACCAAGUCAAUGCAAAUGCAGGUUUCCUCUUUUGAAAUGAAACUUUCAAAUUUACAAGGUGACAAAACUGAUUUGUUGAACCUGUCACCUAAUCACAGGAAUUCUCUCCCAUCGCUCUUUGAUCCAGUCUUGUUAGUUCGAACAGAACCUGUGGGACAAGACCUUUCAAAGUCACACCGAUCUUUAUCUGCCCCAAUAUCAACUACAAAAGUUAACGAAGUAACAAAUCAGACAGCAGUCAGUCAUAAAAUGAAAGACAACAUCACCAGCUCGUUAGACCCAAUUAUAAUUGAUUCUUCGACAGACCAAAAGAUCCAGUACCAGAUUAAGGAUGACCAUCUUGAUGGCAACAAUGAGAUUCCCACCAAUGCUACUGAUGCAACAAGUAGUGUUAAUAGUUCAACUAAUGCCACAGGAUUUGCUAGCAAUUUGUCUUCAGUAACAGAUUAUAUGUCUGUUAAUGAGCGUUUAAAGUUGUUACCAUUGACAUCUAAUACUGCCAAAGAUAAUGAGAAAAUUGAUGAAGAUUUGGGUGAUGCUCAAGAAAAUGCAGGAAGCCUUUUUGCACUUGAGAAUUACAGUGAAAGUAGAGAUCGUUUCUUGUUACUUGAAGGCCAGAGUAGUAACGUCACAGACUUUUCAGCAAGUAAUAAAGUUUCAAUGACUCACAGAAGUGUAUUUGAUCCAUGUAUAAGAGAGAAUUCUGCACCAGUUGGAUCUGAGUCCAACGGACAAAGCUUGAAUCCAGGAGCAGUUCACCUGUCUUUUAGUGACAGUGAUGAGGAACCAACAAACAACCAAACAUUAAAAAAAGAUUUUGAUUAUUCCUUGCCUAUUGCAGAACAAGAACGAUUACUUCCAACUGGAGCCGAUUCUGAAUUUCUAGAACGAGAAGCUAAGAGUGGCAGGAUUAAGAAAUCCAAAUAUAUUUACAGAACAAAGAAUAAGAUAUCUGAUUUAGAAUCAGACCAACCAGAAAAUAUUUCAGAGGAAGUAAAUAGUGCACAAUUACUAAAUGCUGAUAAUUUACUGUACAGUACUAAUACUAAUAGGUAUAGAACCAGUACAGAACAUGAGCUUAUUGAAGCUAAAGGUUUUACAAGACCAAAUCCAGAUAUUCAGGGUAGCACAGAUGAUAUUUCAAAAUCUGUAGAUAAAUCAAACAUCAUUCCCCAGUCUUUAGACAGCUUGAAUGUUAACAAUCAUGCCAGUUUUGAUGAUAUCAGAGGUUUAACGAAAAGCUUUGCAGCAAUAUCAAACCAGGUGGAUCAAAUAAAAGCAUCUAUUGACUUAAAUAAGCAAAUCUUGAAGUCUAGAUCCUCUAAUGAAUUAGAAAAAGAGGACUGCGUAACUAAAAGGUUUCUACAAAAUAGUGAACCACUUGAAAGAGGUUUGAAUGAUACGUCUGAGCGAUUCAUUUAUGGUUCAGAGAGUUCUUCUAUCAAAAUUCCAGCCAGUUUAACUCAGCAGAAUCCUUCAAAUUUUGAUGGAAAUAUUUUGUCUGGAGAAUCUUCCAUUUUAAGUUCUACCAGUUGUCUAAGGCAGCCAAAAUCUUCAUCGGCUUCUCUUUUACAGCCAAAAGAUAGCUCUGGAAAUGUAGACACAGAAGAAGAUGACACUGAUGAGCUUAUACGAAUGGCUUCAAAACUUGUGGAAUCAUACUCUAAAGAUAUUUCAGAUGAUUCUAAUCAGACACAAUUUUCAUAUUCUCCACAUUCCGUUGUCAAUGCUGAUACUUCUAAACAAACACAUGCUGUUUCCAGAGAGAAAAAUGACUCCAGAUUAUCUAACAUUUUGACUGAGUCAGGCCGAGGAACAAUGCCCAGCUCAGAAGGAAUUGUCACUCCACCGCAAACAAACCCUACUAGUUUUCAAAAUAUGAAUUCUUCUUAUACACAUAAGCAAGGCAAAAUAAGCCCCUCUAAAAAGGAAUGUUGUAAACAAAAUGAAAAUGUCACUUCUGUAGAUUUAUCUAAUUCUUUCCUUGAAACUAAUCUGGCAUCAAGAAGCCAUUCAAGUAACUCAGCUCAACAAGAGAAAACUUCUGAAGUUUUGCCCAACAAAACUAAUUACAAACAGAAGAGGUUGGUUUCUACAUCUGCUGCUAUGUCUGAGAAUUUCCCAAAUAUUACUUUGUCAUCGUCAUCAAGUAAAGAUUAUACUACACAGUAUGAUAGCAACUCAAGUAGGCUGUUUGAUUAUGAUGGAUCUCAAGAUUCAGAUUCACUUGGAAGGCAAGUAAAUAAUCUACUCUGUCGUACAGCUUAUCUUGAAUGUAAAACUUCAGCCUCAGCUCAUUUCAAGUCAGAUGUCCUGCACCAGUCAUCUCAUCACAAACAUACAUCCUCUUUGCUUUAUGCUAACACAUCCAUAAAUUCCAACAAAAACUCAGCAAUAACUGAUGGUGCCUCUGCAAAAAGUCAAGACACAAGUUUCAGUCAACUGAAGCAAGAUCUUAUAGAUCUUCAGCAUGAUCUCAAUGAGAACCUGAGCAUAGAAAAAAAGCAGUUGGGAAUCAGUGAUAAUUGGAGCCCAUUGAAAAAUUUGUCCACUGAAGAUAAUGAUUUGAUUGAUUUUAAUGAACCAAGACUUCCAAUUGAAGACAACCAAGGUUCUUCAGGAUUGAUGCCAAAUUCAGAUUUGUCCAAAUUUGAUUUUAAGAAUUUAUCUCCAAGUGAGAAAAACACUUCACUUAGUCUUCCUUUGCCUCUGGCUAACACUAAGGAGGAGAAGAAAACCUUUGAAAGCCUUCAUCUUUCUUGGCAAAAUGAAGAUACUUCUCUGAAAAAUGUUAUGUCUUUUAAGGAGUUUUUUAAAUGUUCAGGGUCUUCCAAGAAUGAUAACCAAAAGUUACAGAACAAAUCCUAUUCAACAUCAUUUUCUUCUUCACAGUCCAGCAGUGUUCCAAAUAGUUCUUCAAGCCAAAGUCCUUAUAAUCAGCCACCAGCAAAUGAUAGCUUGGAAUUAAAAGAUGAUCUCAGUUUACGUGUAGAGCGUUUAUUAUCUAAAGAAUCUUCUUAUGAUAUCCCCAAGAUGAGUUGUUUGCAGAAUGUUCGUCCCAAAGAGGGUUUUUUCCCAAAGGCCAGUUUUGAACUAAAUUCUUCAUCUGAGACCGAAACUGAACCUAGAUUAAUGGAGGAUAAGUCUUCUACAAUAAUGCCAAAGUUAGAUAAAAAAGUUGAUAAUGGACCAUUAAUAAAUCAGACAGCCUCAAUAGAACCUCCAGAGGAUUUUGAUUAUUUUGAUCCAUUACUGAAAUCAAAUUCUGAAAAUAAAGUUCAGAAUGUUUCUAAAGAAUCAAUGAAGAUAAAUUCUUUGAAUGAAUCCUUGCAGAAACCGAAUUUUAAUCAACCGCUUAUUCAAGGUUUAAAAGCCCCUGAUAAUUAUGUUGCAACAAGCCUAGCAUCUAAAAUAUCAAAUGUUUCUCAGUUAGUUACUUCUGGCCUUCAUUCAAAAUCAAACAAUGACUUUACAGGUGUUAAUGGCAAGAAUAAUAAUUCAAAACCAGUUGAUUUGUCUUGUAAAGACUCAUUAUAUACUACAGGUGAUUUGAAGAGACCUGAAGAUAUUAUUAGAAAUCAGUUAAACUCCCCUAAUUCUGAAACAAACGAGGUUUUCCAGAAUCCAACUUGUGACAGUUUAAACAGUACUAAGUUCCCUGAAGAUGAUGUUCGUAAAUGUCUUGAUUGGUCAAACAUGACAGAUUUUGAUUCUCCUGCAAAAGAACGCUGCCAAGACACUAAUGCCAAACAUUCAACGUUGUUUUUCUCAAAGUCAUCUUUAUCUCAGACUUUUAAUAACUUUGAUAUGUCAAACCCUGAACCAUUCCCAAGAAGCCAGGAAAAUAAUUCUAAGAACUAUAGCCCUUCCAAUUCAAAAAGUAAUCUGCCAAACAAACCAGCAUAUUUGUCGACAUUUAAGGAAACUGUGCCAAAUCACUCAGCCACUUCUGAAGAUUGUGUUGAUUAUGAAUUCUUAAAACCUAAAGCUUCUCCCACAAUGCUCCAACAUACUGAAUUAAAUUCAAAUGAUAAUUCCUCUGGAAAUAUAACUAAUAAGAUACUGGAUAAAUACCAAAGCCCCGUAUUACAUAGAUCUGAAAGUUUCCAAAAGUCAUCCUUUCUAAAUCAAUCUCUAAACGCUGAUCCUUCUGUUAGACCACGUAAUUCAAUCAAUAGGUCUCACUCUUUAGAAGAAUUUCAGAAACAAAAAGUAUCAUCAUUGGCACAGAAGAGAAAUACCUACAGAACUAAACCAAGAAACUCUUCUGAAAUGCUAAGUAGUUCAUCUGACAGUGACUCAUUGAAAAGGGAUUUGCAUAGAUUAUCAGCCGAUCUUGAACAAGAUUACGAGAGAAAUGUGAAGCAUAGUCAGUUAACAUGCUCAUUGCCUACUAGAAUUGGUACGACAAGUGAACAAAUUUCUGUUGGUGUCUCACCGAAAAAUCAAUAUCCACACUCUUUGCCAGCCUCACUUAAUACUAACAGAGAUUUAUUUGAAUUUUACAAAAGCAGAGAAGAUUCACAAAUUCAUUCUUUACUUUCUAAAUAUGAAUUACCCAUGGAAAGUAAUGUUGGCAGCAACAGUACUAACUUUUCGCAUAUAAUUUCUGCACAUAAUUCAAUACCUGCAUCCUCAGGUGAUGGCCUGUGUAUAAACUCAAGGCAAUAUAAACAAUUUUUCACGGAUGCUGUUCUUUUAGAUAACUUAACAGAUUCUGAAGAAGCCAAGAACAAUCAGGAGUCACCAGAUAUGUAUCAUAGCAGCAGCUGCGACCCAAGAGAAACCAGUUCCCAGAGCAAGCUGAACCCAUCACCAUCUGGGUCAGAUAGUAGUACCUUAUCACAGAAGACUUGGACCUUGAGGCCUUACAAACCUCCAGGGUCUCAAGAUUGGUAUUACACUGGAGCUUCAGGAUUUCCACCAUUUUCUGUGAGUGAUAGUGGCACUAUAACCACUGCCACAACAACAACAAUGGAAAGUGGAGACACAGGUUCUGAUGAUGCUAUUGGACCACAUAUUCAGAAAGAAUUUCUUGGUUCUCGACCUGAUGGCCCUUCUAUACCUGGUAUUUAUAGUCGUGCUCCUGGUAAAAAGAAAUCUAACACAACUGACAACCCUUUGCUUUCAACUAUUCAAGAACGGUCUACAUUGAAUGACAAGGAUAAAAUGAAGACUAAAAGUAAACAAGAAAUAAAAGAGAGCACAUCCUCUUACAGAGAAACCAGGAGAAACUGGGUUGACAGUCAGGAUACUUAUUCUAGAUUUGAUUCAAAGAAGCUUUCGGAAUCAAACUAUCCAAAUGAAGUACAUCAUACUGCAUCAAAAGUUGAUUAUGUGUCUUCUGAUCAGCUCGAAUCGUUCAGAAAAAAUUCCAGCUCAAAAGAACAAUUUGAUCCCACAAAAAGCAAAGGCUGUCAGAGACACAGAAAUGGCCGUCAUGAAGGUCUUGAUUUACAAGGCGUUAAACAUAAGGAAACCACUGUUGUGCAUGGCAUACAACGAGAUGCCAACAGCUACAAACAGUCGUCUUUCGAAUCAGUAACAACAGUUGAGACACCCAGUGACUUCAGCACUGACCCGGAGUCAGCGACAUCAAGCAGCAAGACUAUAGAAAGUUCACAUUUCGUCAGCCACGAUUCAGAUGCACUUGUACUUGCAUUGGCUAAAAAUGAAGAAACUGGGAUGCAGCAAGCCUGGGGAGAUCUUACCAUGACUGGUCACAACUUGCCUAAUGGGGAACAAGUAAUUUUUAGAAGUGAUAUGUGUGUGACUUACAAACCAACAGAACCAACCAAGAGUCAACUUUCAAGACAGGAUUCUUAUAGCCAGAGAAUUUCGCGAUCAGCCCAGGAACUUGACUUGUUGUGGCAGAAAUUUAAGCAACAAGCAGCACCACCUUCUCCUGAGAACAGUCUUGACAGCAGUCGUUUGGAACAGAUACAGCACCUUGUAAAAAAUCCAACUCAGGCAUUGGUGCGUCGUUCAAUCAACUUGUUGGAGGAAAAAAGACAGCAGCAAGCUGAAAGAGCUGAACAAAAUCUAGAACUACAAAAGCAAUCACUGUUGAAGCAGAAGCUCCGAGAGGUUGAUGAUUCUACUCAGAGUUCGGUUACAAGUGGCGCUGAGUCAGUUUACAGUCUUUCAGAAAAUGUUGAAACGAUGUCUGGUUCAUAUUGUGCUGAAGAAAGAGAGAAUGCCAAUAUUGUUUAUAGUGGUUCCUUUGACCCAAUGAUUGCCAAACUGAGGAAAAAGAUUGAAAAGCAGCGUCAGAAAUGUGAGCUAAUGAAGAAACGAGACAAAGCCAGUGAAGAGAAACUGCAUAAACUGACCAGCAUUUUAGUAACACGACAAAUGAAUGAUCUCAUUUUGGCUUCAGAAAUGAAUAGCUUGUCCACAACAUCCACUGCAACAUGCAUGACUAAUUCAACAAUGGAAUCAACUGAGCAAUCUUCAUCCAAAAAGAUCCCUGUGUAUUCUCAAUGUUGUGGUAAAUGCAGAGCUUGCAAUGAAAGAUUGACUUCAAAGCCUAGGCACAGCUCAAGGCUUAAACACCCUAAACGGCCAUAUCGAGUAACUUCUACUAACUUCACUUCAAGGAACACUGCCAGGAGCACUGAAUCAAAAUUUGGAACAUCGUCCCUAACUGUUGACCACAUUCCAAGCAAGCAUAAUGUGAAAGGUCAGUCUACUGAGAGACAACCGAAAGGAGAUGAUCGUCACUUUAUGGAAGCACCAACUUUCAGUGAGGUUUCGGAUAAAAGAAAACCUAUUAGAAAAGUCCUCCCAAAACAAGAUGCAACAACCAUGGUGCCCUCACCUCUCACUGUCUGUGAUGCUAACCUUAAUUAUUCUGCUAGCCAAGCCGAGAUGAGCAAAAUAUCAGUAGCUGUGCAGACAUCCCCUAAUCUUGAAAAUAAUACCAAGUAUCAAACUACUGCUGAGUGUACUACAUCAUACAGCAAAACAAGUAUCAAACCCACUUCACCAGGUGAAAUCCAAAUUGCUCCCAAAUCAUGUCCUGCUGAAGAUCUCAAAGUUAUACCUGUGCCUUUCAUGUGGACUCCAAAGAAGCAAAAAUCAAAAACCAAAACCCUCCACCCACCUGACUGUCAUUAUAGCAACCAGCAGAGGAAAUUAGCAGAGAAAGAGAAAAUAGGUGAAACCUGGUUUGUGUCCCUCUCUGAAACGAAUAUAAGCAGAACUGAUCAUAAUUGUCGAGCAUCAGGCACUUCUAAUUGUAAACGAAGUCAGAAACAUAUCAGGAGUGAUUCAGCAGGUGUCAGGAAAGUGAGCAAACAUAAAGAGCAGAUACCUGUUAUCUUCAAUAACUCAUUCGACAGCCAUUCAUUUUCUUCGCGGAGCAACAAACCAAGAAUAACAUUACAGGAGGCCUUUCAGAACUACAUGCCAAAUUGGAUAUCAAGGAGCAGAGAACGGCAGAAACGAAUUUUAUUGGCUGCACAAGAAAGGCGCUACCAGAUGCAGAUGGAAAUGGAACGCAACAAAAUCUUUCAGAACAAGAAACCCUCAACAACUGCAUCUGAAAAUGAUCCCGUUUGUGAGAAUCUUUACAAGCCGAAGAAAAGAGCGUUUUCCAAACAAGAAAUGAAAGAAUUAAACUGGAAGCUUUAUAGAAAUCUUCCAGAAGUUAUAAGUCAAAAAGUUGAACAGACCCGCAAGAUUCAGUAUAAAUAUAACAAGACCAAAAGUCGUGUUUUCAGUAUGAAAGUACAGAAAAAUAUCUUGAACAAAGUCAGUAAAAAGAUAUGAAGAUAAAACAGAGAAACUCCACUUCCGGAGUGUUUGAAAUGUCCAGCAACAGCCAUGUACAUUAUAUUUAUAUGUAUAUAUAAAUAAAUAUAUAUAUAUAUAUAUAUAUAUAUACAUAUAUAUAUAUAUAUAUAUAUAUGUAUGUAUGUAUGCAUAUUUAUAUAUAUAUACCUGUAUGUAUUAUAUUUUUAAUAAACGUUUUUGUGCACUA